Messenger RNA from Dufourea novaeangliae, 589 nucleotides. Its product is annotated as general odorant-binding protein 56d-like. The record is from RefSeq and is a predicted model, not a curated record. Lineage: Eukaryota; Metazoa; Arthropoda; Insecta; Hymenoptera; Halictidae. The transcript is spliced from 5 exons. Gene Ontology annotation, molecular function: odorant binding. Gene Ontology annotation, biological process: sensory perception of smell. The coding region runs from base 79 to 486 and encodes 135 amino acids.
ACGUGCGUACAGUUCCUCAGCGAGCAUCACCGUGUUGAACAUCCACUGAACGUCACACAAGAACCACCGAAAACAAACAUGAAGGCCAUCUUCGUUGUCGCUGCCCUCUGCUUCGUCGCUGUCCAGUCGGCGGUUCUCUCAGAUGAGCAAAAGGCCAAGCUUGCAGCGCACAAGACGCACUGUCUCGCAGAAACCGGUGUUGACGCACAGACGGUGGAAGACGCGAAGAACGGCAAUGUCGCUGAGAACGACGAGAAACUGGCCUGCUUCGGCUCCUGUAUGCUGAAGAGGAUUGGAAUCAUGAACCAAGACGGAUCCGUCAACGAAGAAAUCACCAGGAAGAGGGUUCCCGCCAGCGUUCCUAAAGAGCAGGUCGAUGAUCUCAUCAACAAGUGCAAAGAUACCACCGGUGCCAAUGACUGCGACAAGGCGGCCAAGCUGAUCAAAUGUUUCAAGGAGAACAAACAGUUCACCUUACUUCACUAAAUAGUCUGUAUUGUAAACCAUUGAUUUAACCGAUGUCCGAUGUAUGUGGCGAAUUUGUUUAACGUGUGUAGAUAUAAAUUAAUAAAUUAGUCGCUAGCAAUGA